AGAUCAGAGGCUGUGCGUGGAAAGGUUGGGGAGGGAAGUUUCUCGCUCUUGUGCAUCACGACUGCGCCCAUCAAAUGUCUGAGGAUGAAGACAACCACCGAUCCUCGUCGUACUGAUCCCUCCUGUCAGAUCUGGAUUUCACUGCCGACAAGGCGCGCAACUAUUCCACUAUUGCCAAACCUAGAUCGAGACCAUUGGGUUUUCUAUGGUUCAAUCGGAAGGGAAUGAGGCACGAGUGGAGAGGAAGGCUUAGCCCCAACGGCUGUAGAAAGAAAUUAAGAGGCAGGGGUGAGAGGAUGCCAAAAUGUAGUGAAAGCCAGAUCAAGAAUAGAGUUGGGUACUGGGUUUUAUUGAAGGGAAGAGCUAGGGUAGAAAGGCUUGAACCAAAGAAAGAGAUCGAGGGACAAUGAAGGGAUGAAGAAGUCACAGAUGAAAGGAAGAAGAUCACCAAUGCCGGAGAAAAAGAAGGGAAGAAGAGUUUGCCAGUAAUGGAGGAGAAUAUUAAAGGGAUGGAGAAUGGGAAGAAAGGAAGAAGAAUGGAAUCGAAGAACGAAGGAGAAGUUAGCCCAGUGUUGUCAAACUCGAGUUUUAUAUCGUAAAAUCGUACGAUUUUACGAUGUUAUGUAUGGAUUCCGAGUAAAAUCUACUUUAAAAUCGGAUGAUAAAAACGUAAAAGCGGGAUUUUUUUGUAAAAUCGUUUGAAAUCUCGAUUUUACUUUCACAAAAAUUGAAGAAGAGAUUUCCAGAAAUUUGGCGCAGGGGAGGGAAAGAUUUUGGAUUGCUGCGGUGCCGGCGUGCCGCUGCUCACUGCCACUGCUCACAUCUCAGGUACUGGCGGGAUGGAAAUCUAUUUGAUGACCCAAAUCAUGAGGAGCCAGCCUUACAUAGUAGGAUUUGGUUGCUGCUGCUCACUGCUCAAGCAAAGAAGGAUAAAAUUUGUUGCCAGAAAAAGGAGUAGAUAAGGAUCAAGAAGCGAGCUUGAAUGGAGAAAAAUGGUAGAAAAAGAAAGAAGAUGAUAAGGCGAUUUUUUGGGCAAUGUUAGCUGCUAGGGGUACUCGCCUCCUGCACUCUCCAGCCAACACAUGCCUUUUUAUUGGGCCAUCUAAGCUUACUUGGCCAUCAAAUGAUGACCUCUCUGGAAACCAACAUAACGUGGCCCAAUGAAAAUGGAAGUGUUGGCU
This is a messenger RNA of Rubroshorea leprosula, 1181 nucleotides long. The record is from the annotation of a GenBank genome assembly. NCBI's taxonomy places the organism in Eukaryota, Viridiplantae, Streptophyta, Magnoliopsida, Malvales, Dipterocarpaceae.